CUCCAAACCACACACUAGUCCACUCUCUCUCUCUGAGAAAAAAAAUCUCUACUUUCUGAUAAGACUUUUAGCGUGAAUGGAGGAGUUCGAGCAUAUGAUAGUGGAAGAGUUCAACGAAGAGGACUUCUACGAGACCAUAGAAGCUCCCAAGUUUGUAGAUCUCACCGCACCAGAUCAUCGCCCUGAAGGAGACGAUCGUUACUGGUUCUGUUCCAGAGUUGGAUGUGAUCAGAAACAUGAAGAGUUUAUGGAUUCAGAAGCAAUCUACAAAAACUUCGUUCUUCGAGUUAUGGCUGCUAGGAGUCCAAGUGUUCGUCUUCGUAAAGCUCUUUACAGAAAGGAUUUCAGUGAUGUUCCAAAAUGUCCCAACACGGUUCCUGCAAAGCCUUCAAGGUCACGUGUUUCUAGAUUGGCUAUGAUCUCAUCUAUUCCUCACAAGGGUAAUAAAGCAAUUCCCACAAAGAAAGAUGCAACUCCAAAGGCGAAAGAUAAAAGAAGAGAGUUAGACUCCAAACCAGUUCCUCAGAAAGCAUUAACUGAGAGGAAGAAGAAGAAGGAAGUGCAGAGUCCAGCAGGUUUCAGGAGUGUGCAGCAUCCGAGAACUGCAGUAACUAGAGCGGGGGAAAGCAGAGUUGUUGCAAAGGCUUUGGUGUUUGGUUCUCCAAAGAAGCUGGUGAGAUUGAAGAGAUCUGUGGAGCUUAGUUCCUCGGUUAAGAAGUUGUGUAGUGGGAUGAGGAAGCUUGAGAUUGAAAGCAAAAGAAAGAGGAAAGAGGUUAAUGAGAAGGUUGGGACUUCAACUACUCCAUCUAAGAAACUAUUAAGGACACGAGAGGUGAAGAGCCGAGUGUUUGAUUCAGUUCUGUCACGGAAGAAACAGAUUGGUGAAAAGGUUAAAGGUUCUUCUGGUACUUUGAAAAAGAGGGUCAAAGAAAAGAAAGAGCCUGUGCUUACCUCUGAUCUUACCAAAGCUCAUGAAGCUAAGACUAAGGAAAACAAAUUAGAAGAAUUGUCAGAGACAUUGAAAGCUAACAAGUACAAUUUACUCCAGGCAAGAGAAGACCCUGCUGUAAUAAAGGAGAGUGGAGUGGAUAAAGCAAAGGAAAAUGGAUUAGCUUUGGACUGUGAUGACAAAGAGAAUGCUACUAUUGCAGUGGAUGUCCUUAGAGAAGAUACUUGUGUAUCAAAGGAGAAUAAACCGGAUGAGACUACGGAGAUUGAAGACAAGGAAAACGCAUUAGCAUUAGAUGGUGGCGACAAAGAAAAUGUUACUAAUGCAGCGGAUGUUGAUGCAGAAAAUGAUGACAAGGAAAAUGCUUCAGCCUUGGACAAUAACAGGAAAGUUGACCAAUCCCCCAACCCUCUCUCGAGAAAGAAAGUCUUUGGUAGGAAAGAAACUUGCAAAACCACUCAAAAGGCGAUGGCAAUAGCAGAUAAGUGUUUCAAUGGCAAGACUGUUUCUACUAAUCCCACUGUCAAGUAUACAAAACCUAAGCUCACGAAUCCAAAGCCUUUCCGUCUAAGAACCGAUGAAAGAAGAAUCCUCAAGGAAGCAAACGCAGAGAAGAAACCACGGUGUGAUCUUGCCAAAGAAGAGGAAACUACAAACAUUCUUGGGGUUCAUGCUGAAAACAUUGGUCCAAAACAUCAGCCAGUUAGACAGCUGGAGAAGAACACAACUUCCAGGUUAAAAGCUUCUAGAGGAACAUCCACAACACUUGUUGGACACGAUGCCUCUGAAGCUAUGGUGAAUUCCAAGAGGGCUGCAUCAGGUACAAAGAAGAAAGUGGCAAGUAGAAGAGAUGUAACCAAGGAGGAAACCUCGCUGAUGAAUGGAAAUGGAGAAACCAAGGAAACUGCAAUCAUCAUCAACAGACCUUCUGUUUGUGCUGUUGCUUCAGGGGAGAAAAGACAUUUAACUGUCCCUAAAGGACCAAGCUUCCAUAGCAUUCACGUACCUAAGAGCUGCACAAUGAGAGUAACAUCACAUGUCUGAAAUCUUUGGUUUUAUUCACACGAGAGUCUUGUAAGUUGGUUUGAUCUUUGAGAUGUAACAGAAGUGAGAUUGUUGUAGUGUGUAUAAAACAUUAUUACUCAUUUUUCAAUAGCAUUCACGUACCUAA
Messenger RNA from Eruca vesicaria subsp. sativa (arugula), 2120 nucleotides. The record is from the annotation of a GenBank genome assembly. Lineage: Eukaryota; Viridiplantae; Streptophyta; Magnoliopsida; Brassicales; Brassicaceae.